Messenger RNA from Hyphopichia burtonii NRRL Y-1933, 2118 nucleotides. It is a transcript of the gene CTA7, whose product is annotated as Cta7p. Gene Ontology annotation, biological process: DNA-templated transcription; positive regulation of transcription by RNA polymerase II. The record is from RefSeq and is a predicted model, not a curated record. The annotation marks the transcript as partial. The transcript has a single exon. Gene Ontology annotation, molecular function: zinc ion binding; sequence-specific DNA binding; DNA-binding transcription factor activity, RNA polymerase II-specific. NCBI's taxonomy places the organism in Eukaryota, Fungi, Ascomycota, Pichiomycetes, Serinales, Debaryomycetaceae. Gene Ontology annotation, cellular component: nucleus.
CUUAGAGUAAGCAAAGCAUGCAAAUCAUGUCGAAAUCAAAAGACAAAAUGUAAUGGUGAAAAACCAUGCAAUAGAUGUUUGAAACAUAAUCGGGUUUGUGAUUAUAGCGAGAGCUAUAAUCAACCACCAAAUAAGAAGGUUAAGAUAAAAGAAGAAUCGCCACUACACGAAUCAGAAUCGCUAUCCCCAAACGAAAACAAAACAAGUGAAAUCAAACAUGAUAGUAAUUAUAUAAAUCAUUUAGAAAAUCGAAUACAAUAUCUAGAACAUUUAUUAUCAAAUAAUUCUUCAAGUAAGUUCAAAAAUAUUGAAAUUGAAGAACAAGAAGGAUUGAAUGAAUUCCCUAAAUUACCUUCAUUAAAAUGGAGAUUUAGUAAAAGACAUCAAUUCAUGUUACCAAUGCAAUUAAAUAACUCAAUUUAUUCAUCAUUAAGUGAAGAAUCCAAAAGACAAAUAACAUUACCUAGAAUGCAAUAUUUUGGAUGGAAUAUGUCAGGAGUUAACUAUAUAAAAUCUGAAAGAUUACCAGAAUUACCAGAAUUUCAAUUACCGAAACCAAAAACAUAUUAUAUUGAUUAUUUUUUCAAAGAAAUAAAUCCAUUAUUUGCAAUUUUACAUGAACGAAUAGUAAGAGAACAAAUUGAAGUAUAUGAUAAAUUAAAAGUUAGAAAUGAAAAGACGAAUCAAACGAAGCUAUUUACGGCAAUGUUAAGUUUAAUUUAUGUAUUAUCGAUAAGAUUUAUUGAAUUUAAUAAUAGAAAUGGUCCAAACAUAGAAAGUCUAAAAAUUGAAGAAAUAUUAUUUAAUUAUAGUUAUAAAAUUAUAUCCGGUUUAAGUUUUGAGUGGGAGUCAUUUGAAUUAAUUCAAAGCUGGUUAUUAAUAACGUUAUAUUUAAGAGUAAGUCAUCGACAAAUAUCAAGUUAUAAGGCUUUGAAAAGCGCAAUAUCAAUGAGUGAAUCAAUGGGGUUGUUCAUUGAAGAUCGGAGAAUCGUGAAUGUUAGUCCUUAUGAAUUAUUAAAAGCGAAACGAAUUUUUUGGAGUGCUUAUACAUUCGAUCGAUUAUUUGGAUUACAAAAUGGCCGAUAUAGUGGGUUUCAUGAUCAUCAAAUAACCAGGAAAACCCCCCAUUUAGAUGAUAUUGAGAAAGAAUUAACCAGUGAUGAUUGGAUAACUAAACCAGCGUUUUUAAUGUUACAAUUUGCCAUAGUGGCUAAUUUCUUACAUACUUCAAAACACGAUAGUUUGGAUUUCAUCAAAAUGCAACAAGUUAAUACAAAAUUAUAUAAAUUGAAAGAUUGGCUAAAUGAUUAUGGAUUUAGUGAUGAUGAUAUAUUUAAAGAUGGUGAUGAUGAAAUAUCUCCAGUUAUUAAAACCCAAGUUAAACUACAUUUUUAUGACGUGAUUAUUUCAUUUCACGGUCCCAUAUUAUUCAAUUACGUUGGUCGAAGAUUUUAUAAUCCAGGCUUAAAAUUAGAAAUGAUUCUUGAGUCGUGUCAAGGUAUAAUCCAUUUGAUGGAUCAAUUAAAUAAACAUGAAUGUUUUUUCAUUCCUUGGUAUCAAAACAUGCUAUUAAUUUUUAAUGUUGGGAUUAAUUCAAUCACAAUGAUAAAUGGAGGUGUUUUAAUCAAAGAAUCGAAAAAAUUGGUUACUAGUUCAAUUAAUCUAUUAACCAUAUUGAAUCAACUGGCUGUAAUUGAUAAUCAAGGUAAAAUAAUUAAGAAUGAAAGAUUUAAUAUGGCAAAAGAAUGCCUAUGGGCAUUGAAAACUACUAACCAUAUAUUAUCUUUGAAAUUUAAAGAAAUUUUCGAAGAUAUCAAUGAAAUUGGUAUCGACCACGGUUCUUCUGAUGUCAAUAAAGUUACCUUUACCCAAAUCGGUUACUCGAAUGAUUCUGAAAAACAAGAUAAAAUGUUUGAUUUUAUCGAAAAACAAAGAAAAUCAAUUCAAUUAUCGAACGAUAACCCUAUUACUAGUGAUCCAAUGGUGGAUCCCGAACCAAAUGGUAACCCACCAGAUCCUCAAUCAUUUGAACCUAACGAAUCGAAAGUUAGCAAAGAUGUGCCGACAGAUGAUUUCCUAGGAAACUUACAAUGGUUUGACCAAUGGCUUGAUUUUAAC